Chara braunii is the source of this 1964-nucleotide messenger RNA. NCBI's taxonomy places the organism in Eukaryota, Viridiplantae, Streptophyta, Charophyceae, Charales, Characeae. The record is from the annotation of a GenBank genome assembly.
GCUAGAAUACCUAACUGCAUCUUCUGGCGGUCCAAUGGAACCCGACACGAUGGGGCCACAACCGACCACGGGCGAAGCGGGAGAGGAGUACAGGACAUCGCCCGAUCGAGCACUGAGGGAUCUGAAGGAACGAAUUAGGCAAGAAGCACCGCUGAGAUGGGGUGACCAAACCAAUGACGGAGGGCCCAACAUAAGAGGCGAACCAGUUGCGACAGAGCCGCAGGAGGCUCUAAAGACGGGUACCUCGAGCGGACGACGAGAAGCGACGAGGCGACGCUCCUCCGAGUACGAGCGGAGGGAGACCAUAGCGGACAGGCACAGAGACGACUGGAGAGAGAAUUUGAGGGAUUCCUAUUGGAGGGACAGAGAUAGAGACAGGGCGCCGCCCAGGCGAGUCUUCGACCCCCAGACAGGGGAGUCACAUCCGCUCCCUUACGAGAGCAAGGAUCGCUAUAUUAUUACGCACAAGGYCUCAGAGCCUCCUACCUUCAGGGGCUAUGGUAGGCAAAAGAGUAUACUUAGAGUUCUUCCGCGCGACAGGCUUGAUUUCCCAGAAGUCCUAAAGCUCGCGAUAAAGGCAGAGGCAGACGAUUACAAGGACUUGGUGUGGAGAGGGAUGAGGAGACGUGACUUCUCUCUCUACAAGGAGUAUGCCACUGAUAGAUGUCCUGAUUUCAAGGAUUAUCCCUGGUCGGAGAAGAAUGAGGCUGUGGCUGAGGAAGUGAAGGAGAUACGGGACAUGGUGAAGGGAUUAACGGGACAAGUUACAGAGAUUGUGACCACUACAGGGGUCACGGCCUACCGGGACAAACCUGGAGGGCCCUAUUCACUUCGCUGGGACCGUAGGAACAACGAUCCCUGGAGUAGUGUCGAGGAUAGAAAUCCUCGGACGCUGACUGAUUAUCGUACAAGGGGAAGAGAGAGAGACGAUGAGCCAUGGCAACGUAGGGACGAUGAGAUAGACCAAGACCGCAGAGAUCGUGAGCCGUUUGUGCGAGCAAGGAGGCUGAAUGAUUACCCGCGAAGCCCUUGCUAUGAGGUCGAUCGGGGUAGAGGCGACUCCCGCGGCCGAUGGGAGACAGAUCAGGGCCGACGAGAUGGAUAUAGGGACGACAGAUACGAGAGAUCGGACCGAGGUGGAUGUAGGGACGACAGAUACGAGAGGUCGGGUCGAGAUGGCUACAGAGGAAGUAGGUAUGAGAGAGGAGAUCGGGACUGGGAACGACAAGAUGGGUCACGCGGACGGUUUGAGCGCGGGGGAGAUGCGAGAGAGCAACGCGACGAGUCGCGGGGGUGGUACAUCCGAGGGGACCGACGCGAUGAGUCACGAGGACGAUAUGACUCGGGGGACCGCCGGAAUGAUUCGCGAGGGCGGUAUGAGCAUGGAGGGUCUGGAGGAGACCGCCUCAACGAUUCGCGCGGUCGGAAUGAGAGAGGGGGAUAUGGCGCAUCAUCAGAACUAUAUCCAAAGUCGCCUGACCUCAAGGCGGCCAGGGGUUCGAUCUCUAGAGGCGCAGACGACAGGGCAUCUACUCCCAGGAACUCAUGCGUCUACUGUAGAGGAGAAGAUCAUAUCAAGAGGGAUUGGCCGGACCUCAAACGGACAAUAAAUGAGGGACUUGUCGUGCUUGACGACCGCAAGUACGUCAAGUGGGCAGAUGAUCUGGGAGAUUUAUCGAUGUUCCCCUCGAUGAAGGAGAAUGUCGAAGCAAGGAGAAUAAAGACGAGUAAAUGAAUGGAGCCGGUCAAGAGUCAGAGCAUCAAGAUAACCUUUGAGGGGGAUAUCGCGACCACACCCAUAAGGGUGGCAGCCACCAAGUCGGCAAGAGGGUCUACAUCGAAGAAGACUGACACGGACUACGUGAUGACGGAGAAGGACGGGCAGCGGGUCGAUGGAGAGGAGGUUAUCCUUUCGCCGCGAAAGAGGGGAGUGAAGAAGUUCUUAAUGAAGAGUUCGCUGGACG